ACAAUCAUCUCCCACAUACUUCUAAGUACAUCGGCAUAUCACAACUACCAAUCAUGGCGAAUCACCAUCUCCUCCUCAUUCUUCUUGUAUCUGCCUCCGCUGCGACCUCUUUAGCCUCCGUCACUCCGAGCAGCUCUCCCUAUUCAACGGUAUACGAGCUGCUAGAGAAGUACAGCUUCCCACGGGGAAUCCUGCCAGAGGGUGUUCAAGACUAUGCCCUCCAGCGAGACGGAUCCUUUGAGGUCUCACUCCCCGGCGGCUGUGAGAUCAACGUUGGGGGAUUCACUCUUCGAUAUGAAGGAAACAUGCAUGGCAACAUCCAGUCCAUGCUGAUUAACGAGCUGACAGGGGUGAGCGUCAAGGUUGCAAUAAAAUGGGUUAGCAUCAAUGCAGUUGAACGACAUGGUGACCAGCUCAUCUUCAAUGCAAUUGUGAUAUCGAAAUCGUUUCCGGUUAACAAAUUCUCUGCAAGCCCGCGAUGCAAUCGGGUCCCUGAAAUUGCGAAGUAGAUUAAUGCAUUAGCAGCAGAACAAUUGCUUCUUGGUUUUUUAGAUCAACGGGCUCAAUUGUUUCUUGAUUCGUGUGGGUUUGUUUAUUGUGACUUCUUAUGUGUUUUUCCUUCAAGAGUGCUAUCAAUAAAGUCACAAAUCUUACAAAA
Molecule: messenger RNA, 658 nt
Organism: Hordeum vulgare subsp. vulgare (domesticated barley)
Lineage: Eukaryota; Viridiplantae; Streptophyta; Magnoliopsida; Poales; Poaceae
Exons: 1
Coding region: 54-509 (151 amino acids)
Source: RefSeq, a predicted model, not a curated record